Messenger RNA from Rotaria sp. Silwood1, 708 nucleotides. NCBI's taxonomy places the organism in Eukaryota, Metazoa, Rotifera, Eurotatoria, Philodinida, Philodinidae. The record is from the annotation of a GenBank genome assembly.
AUGCAAUCUGAUUCGAACAAGCAAGAUUAUACUCAAAAAGACAACAAUUACAAUUUUGAAGGCGUCUAUCCAUCAUAUCAAGGAUCAAUACCACCUUAUUUACCAUAUCCUCAACAAUCAGUUAAUGGAACCAGUUAUGAAGCAUCAAGCAAAUCAAAUGUUGGGCGAACACCAUUACAUCAACAACAAGGUAUUACUGUUACACGUGUCCAUCAACGAUUUCGGAAUAAUAAUUUAUUAACACCAAUUACAAGUAAUCUAGCAACGUUUUUAUGCAUUUCUGGUUUGAUUUAUGCUCUAUGGGGCAUAAUAGCUUUCAGUUUACAAUUGGCUAUUGUUGUGAAUUUUUAUUCAACAUAUUAUAAUGGCUUUUGGGCAGGUAUUUUUCUUGUUUUUGGAGGAAGUAUUAUGGUGAUUAUUGGAUUUCGACCAUCUUUUCCAUUGUUGGGUUUAAUGCGAUUGUAUAUAUUUACCUUGGUCUUCUCUACAAUGGGACUCACGUUUUCUAUCGUUGAUUAUUCGCUGUCAGCUCGAUGUACUUCAAUAUCGUCACUAUAUUGUGAUGAUAGUUUAGCAAGUACUUUAAAAGUAAUUCUUUUGGUUACAUUUACUGUUGCCCUUAUUCAUACUGGAAUCAAUAUGAUUGUCAUAUCGAAAGAACAGAAAACAAUAUUGAUACAAUCCAAUCCAAGAAAUUUAAGUAAUUAA